Apis laboriosa (Himalayan honeybee) is the source of this 770-nucleotide messenger RNA. RefSeq lists its product as uncharacterized. The transcript has a single exon. The record is from RefSeq and is a predicted model, not a curated record. The coding region runs from base 9 to 761 and encodes 250 amino acids. Lineage: Eukaryota; Metazoa; Arthropoda; Insecta; Hymenoptera; Apidae.
UAUUCGAGAUGUCCUGCUUCGGUGGUCGCGGCGAGCAGAUAUACAUAAUCGAAAUACUGAUCCACAAGUUGACACUGACGAGGGGCAAGAUCAAAGAUCUCGGUGAUUUUCCAUUAGCGGUGAAGGUUCAAUUUCUCGAUUUCUCGGUGUUCGAAAUCACGAGGAACGAGUUUUAUUCGGUGAAACCACCGCCACCGACCGAGGAUGGCACGUUUUAUUUCAUGGUGGGCAGAAGUUGCCUGUUUAUAAAACAACCGAAGGAUCUGGUAACGGAACUGCAGUCGCAGAAUAUAAAGGUCGGCGUGUAUCGCGUCGGAGAUUCAUACCCCAUGGCCGAAACCGAGAUAACGUUGCCCGGUUGCAUGUGCGACCAAGUGGCGAUGGCCUUCAACGAUCCCCAGAAUCUGCCGAAACCGUUUAUGGUGAAAGGUAAUUUCAAUCUGUUGGACCCUGGCGAGAAUCCGUCGGGAACUUUGGAAAUGGAAAUGCGGCUGUCGUGUUUGGGCCGUUCGAUCAUGACCCACUACGAGCUGCAUCCCAAAUUCUUCACGUUCAGGAAUAGCGGGCAGGAAAGGGAGUACUGUGUCAGACGUCUUCUUCCGUCCACUUAUUACCCGGAAGGCGAGGCCAAGGAGAUCACGGAAUUUCUGGAGAAAACGACGGUGGACGAGGUGAAGGAAAAGGUGAAGGAAGAACCGGUGAAGAAAAAGAGGGAGAGGAAGCCGAGGGGGAGGGGGAGGGGGAGGGGACGCGGCAGAUGAUUCGCGAUU